CCUGCCCAGCGGCUCCGCCGGCCAGCGCGGCCCAGCGGGGCGGGACGAGCCCGGGCCCGGGGGUGGGGGGACCCCCGGACCCCCAGGAAAGACCCCCGGGGAAGUUGGGCGAAGCGGCCGGGCGCUCGGACUCCGGGACAGAGGCGGGUAGGACUGGCAAGGCGGGUGGGAGACCCCCCCCCCCCCCACCUUCUCCAAAUCGGGCCGCACACAGGGGUGCGGAUCCCGCAGACCCCGGGGUCCGCUCCCCCCCGUCGAGGCCGGCGAUGCCGAGAAGAUGAGCUGGCCGCAGCGGCCCGCGCAGUCCCGCACCUGUCCGGCCGCGCUCUGAGCCGCCCCUCGGUGCCCGGGCACCGCGGGCAGCCGCGAUGGAGGUGCAGCUGGGGCUGGGCAGAGUCCACCCUCGCCCCCCGCCCCCCAAAGCCUUCCGGGGGGCUUUCCAGAACCUGUUCCAGAGCGUGCGGGAGGUGUCCCAGAGCCCGGGGGCGCGAGGAGGCUCCAACGCCCCCCGUGCCCCGCCGCCGCCGCCGCCUCCACCGGCCGCCGGUGCCAGUCCUGCCCAGCAGGUCCGGACGGAGGGCUCCCCGGACGCGGCGGGCACCCACGCCGGCUACCUGUCGCUGGACGACGACGAGGACGACGAGGAGGAGGAGGAGGAGGAAGAGCGGGCACCCCGCAGGAGGGCCGCCGAGGGCCGCCCCGGGACUGGCACGGACGGGGACCCCUUGCCCCCCAACCCUCCUGCCGCUCCGGCCGGGGAUGACUCAGCCGUGCCCGGCGGGCUGGCCCUGCUGGGCCCCGGCUUCCCGGGCCUCCUCCUCCCGGGCGAGCAGGACGGGCCCGCCCGCCAGCCCGCCAAGGAGCCGGCCGCCGUCGGGUACCCGGGCACGGCGGCGGGCAUCUCGGACAGCGCCAAGGAGCUGUGCAGGGCCGUGUCGGUCAGCAUGGGCCUCGGGGGGGAGGCGCUGGACCACCUGAGCCCGGGCGACCAGCUGCGGGGCGACUGCAUGUUCGCCGCCCUCCUGGGCUCGCCCCCCGCCCGGCCCGCGCCCUGCCCGCCCGACGGCAAGGGGGGCCCCCCCGCACCGCCGCCGCCGCCGCCGCCGCCGGGCGACGACCCUGCCCACCACCCGACGGGCGACUACGGCGCCUACAAGGCCGGCUGUGCCAAGGGGCCCCCGGACGGGCCCGCCCCGGAGCUGCCCUCGCCCCUGGCCCUCUACAAGCCCGCUGCCCUGGACGAGGGGGCGGCCUUCGCCGGGCGCGACUACUACAACUUCCAGCUGGCACUGGCUGGGACGCCCCCGCACCCCCGGGUCAAGCUGGAGAGCCCGCUGGACUACGGCCCGGCCUGGGCCGCCCAGUGCCGCUACGGAGAGCUGGCCGGCCUGGCACACGGAGGGCCCGGAGCCGGCUCGCCCGCCGCCCCUCCUUCCACCUGGCACACCCUCUUCGCCGCCGACGAGGGCCAGUUCUACGGGCCGGUGGGCACCGGGGGCGAGCCCUGCCCCGGAGGGGCCGCCCCUUACCCCUACCCGCGCCCCGAGGGGGACUUGGCGCCCCCGGAGAUGUGGUACCCGGGGGGCGUCGUCGGCCGGAUGCCCUUCCCCGGCCCCGUCAAGAGCGAGCUGGCACCCUGGGCAGAGGGCUACCCGGGCCCCUACGGCGACGUGCGGCUGGAGGCGGCACGAGAGCAUGUGCUGCCCAUUGAUUACUACUUCCCGCCUCAGAAGACCUGCCUCAUCUGCGGAGACGAGGCCUCUGGCUGCCACUACGGAGCUCUGACCUGCGGCAGCUGCAAAGUGUUCUUCAAGAGGGCGGCCGAAGGGAAGCAGAAGUACCUGUGCGCCAGCCGUAACGACUGCACCAUUGACAAGUUCCGCAGGAAGAACUGCCCCUCCUGCCGCCUGCGCAAGUGUUACGAAGCUGGGAUGACCCUUGGAGCCCGCAAGCUGAAGAAGCUGGGCAGCCUGAAGCUGCAGGAGGAGGGCGAGGCGGCGGGCGGCAGCGGCGGCGGCCCCCCGGAGGAGCCGGGCCCCCCGCUUGGCCUGUCCCACAUGGACAGCUACGAGUGCCAGCCCAUCUUCCUCAACGUCCUGGAGGCCAUCGAGCCCGGCGUGGUCUGCGCCGGCCACGACAACAACCAGCCCGACUCCUUCGCCGUCCUGCUGACCAGCCUCAAUGAACUGGGAGAGCGGCAGCUCGUCCACAUCGUCAAGUGGGCCAAGGCCCUGCCCGGCUUCCGGAACCUGCACGUGGACGACCAGAUGUCCGUCAUCCAGUACUCGUGGAUGGGGCUCAUGGUGUUCGCCAUGGGUUGGCGUUCCUUCACCAACGUCAACUCCCGCAUGCUCUACUUUGCCCCCGACCUCGUGUUCAAUGAGUACCGCAUGCACAAGUCCCGGAUGUACAGCCAAUGCGUGCGGAUGCGUCACCUGUCGCAGGAGUUCGGGUGGCUGCAGAUCACCCCGCAGGAGUUCCUGUGCAUGAAGGCGCUGCUGCUCUUCAGCAUCAUUCCCGUGGACGGCCUGAAGAAUCAGAAGUUCUUUGACGAACUCCGGAUGAACUACAUAAAGGAACUCGAUCGUAUCAUCGCCUGCAAGAGAAAGAAUCCCACAUCCUGCUCCAGGAGAUUCUACCAACUCACCAAACUGCUGGACUCCGUGCAGCCGAUCGCCCGGGAGCUGCACCAGUUCACCUUCGACCUGCUCAUCAAGAGUCACAUGGUCAGCGUGGACUUCCCAGAAAUGAUGGCCGAGAUCAUCUCUGUACAGGUGCCCAAGAUCCUCUCUGGGAAGGUCAAGCCCAUCUACUUCCACGCGCAGUGAGGACCCCCGUCCCUUCCGGUCCCGCCCAGCCUUUCCCCACUGGGCCCGGCCUUGCCCUGCUCUCCUCUUCCCGGGGCAGGGCACCAGCGCCAGCCCAGAGUUGUGUCCUAGUCCUUCCUGCUGGUUCCUCCACGCCCCUCCUCAACCACACCCUCCCCCUCAGCCCCCCACCAUCUUCCUCUGCCCUUCUCUUCUGCCCCUCCUCCCUCCAGCUUGUGUGCCCAAUGCAGUCCCCACCCCUGUCAUCCCCUUAAUGGGCAGACACCCAGUUCCCCCUGCCCCUGGGUCCCCCCUCUGGGCGGACUGGACCUGCCCGCCCUCGGGCCGCUGGAGCCCGGGGCACAUCUGAAGCCUCCGCCUCACCCAUGGUGCUCCCACCCCGAGACUUCUCCCAGGAAUUGCCUGCCCCGCUUUCCCAUCCCCGCCCUGAAUCCCCCCUCCUUUGCCUCCUCUUCUCUCUCUUCCCUCUCCUCUUUAUCCUCCUCUCCCUCCACCUCCCUUCC
Molecule: messenger RNA, 3331 nt
Organism: Tachyglossus aculeatus (Australian echidna)
Lineage: Eukaryota; Metazoa; Chordata; Mammalia; Monotremata; Tachyglossidae
Gene: AR
Product: androgen receptor
Exons: 8
Coding region: 369-2828 (819 amino acids)
Biological process (GO): male gonad development; androgen receptor signaling pathway; regulation of DNA-templated transcription
Cellular component (GO): nucleus
Molecular function (GO): steroid binding; nuclear receptor activity; zinc ion binding
Source: RefSeq, a predicted model, not a curated record